Vitrella brassicaformis is the source of this 7383-nucleotide messenger RNA. The record is from the annotation of a GenBank genome assembly. Lineage: Eukaryota; Vitrellaceae.
UCAUGUGUGAGGGGAGAACCUGAAUGACACAUCAUCAGAUCAGAGGGCAUGCACUGGUGUCGCCCGCCUCUGUGUGAUUGGGUGCUGACCUGUCGAUUUGAAUGCUGCGCAGCUGAUCUAUGUCGGCCUGCAGCGCCCGGUUGCCCUCGGUGAGGCUGAUCGAUAGACAAACACGAAGGGAGAGAGGUAUGCCGUAUUGAGGUGCGUUGGCCUGUCGGUUACGCACCUGGCGAUUUCCUGUGCCUGGGAUGUGUUCUGCUGCGUCAGCGACGCCUCCCUCUCAGCAGCAGCCCUGAUAGGGUGAAGAACACACACGGACACACACACACACAGUUCCGUCCGAUUCAUUGCGGUGUUGGUGAGUGAGUGCUGUGUGGCUGACUGACCUCUUGUGUCUGUCAAAGUGAUGCUGCAAAUGAUCCAUCUCGGCCUCCUUCUGCUGCCGGAGAGACCUCUCGCGAUCGAUAUUACUGAAAGCACGGACACACAGACGGUGAGGCGCUGCGUAGGCCCUGUGUGUGUGGAUACCUGGUGAGCCGCUGGUGCUGUUGGCUGAGCUGCUGACGGUGGGCCGCAUUGGCUCGACGCAGAUCGGCCUGGAGCCGCUCGUUGGCCGCCAGAGUCUCAGCGACGGUCUGCUCGCCCGCCACCUGGGCCUCACGCAAACUGCACACAAACACAAGAACACAGGGAUGGACAGCUGCCAACCUUACUGGAUGCGCACAGCUGCACAGGUGAUGCAUGUGUACCGUUCGAUCUCCCGACGGGCGGCGAGGGUCUCCUGCUGGAGAGCAUGAAGCUGCUGCUGAAACUCACGCCUAUAGUCCGACACCACAACCACAGUGGUGAGUCCCCCCUUCCUUCGUUCUUUUUCCUCUCACCUCGACACUUCGCUUUGCCGGUCUGUGCGCAUCAACUCAGCCUCGAGCUCAGCAACCCUGACAAGACCAGACACACUAUCACUGUGUGACCACACCCCGUCAAUCGCCUCACCUGGCCCGCAUCGCCUCGGCCUCCUCUCCACCACCCACACGACCGUCGUCAACGACCCUGGCGGCUCCUCCAUCGGUCUGUCCAGCACCCUGGCCAGCCAGGCCAUCGCCGCCACCAUUCCCACUCACACCAUCAGGCGACAGCAGGUCGUCAGAGUCACACCCGAUGUCGGGCAGCGGGGGCAUGCAAGGAGCCAUCGGAGGAAGAAGCGGCCCACUGGCAGCGCUCAUGGCAGCACAAGCACCAGCAGUGAUAGCCAGGCCACAGAGGGGGCUACUCGACGGCUCGCUGUCCACGAGCUCGAGGCCACCAUCCGCCUCUCCCUCUCCCUCCCGCACAGAUGGGCUGCCGUCUGCCGCAAUGGAUGGCGCUGCUGCGGCGGAUGAGAGAGGGCCACCCGAUGCCGCAGGAGCGGCCGGGGGUCUCUUGGUCUUCGGUCGUUUUUUCUUCUUGGCCUUCUUGCCGCCCUCGCCACGCUGCUGCCCCCCACCUUCGCCCUGCCGCUGCUGGUCGUCACUGUCGUCAGACACCUGCUCGCCGAUGGACCGCAGAAGGUCCUUCUCGUUCCUGCGCGCCGCCGCCUCUUCAGCGGCCAUCUUAGCACUGACGGCCUCGUUGGGCUCCUUGUCGGCUUGGCGCUUCAUACGCCGCUCCUGCUUGGCCUUGAGUUUCUUUCUGCUCUCGAGCUUCUCACGCAGCUCCUCGCGCACGACGUCACAGCGACUCUUGGGCUGGUCCUCGGCGUCGCAACCGGACACCCCGUGCGACUCAUUCAGCACGUCUGUCAUGGCGUUCUGCAGCACCGCUGAACGACGAAGUCAAAGUAAAGGCGGUGUGCCAUGCGUGUUCGUACGCGGUUGGUGGUGGCCAACCUACCGAUCUCCUCGAGCAGCGUGAGUUUGGCCGCGGUGUUCUUUUUGAUCUGCUCCGUGAGGCUGCAGAUGUCCGUGAUUUUGGCCAUGGUGACCUGGCGGUCGAUGCUGUCGAUGCCCUUCUUGCCGGCCUUGGACAGAGCGGCCUUGUCCCUCUGCACCUGGGCCUCGAGGUCGUCGAGCUUGGUCUGCAGCGUCGCCAGCAGGUUCUCGAUCACCUGCAGCCGCUUCUGCUUCUCAAACAAAGCCUGAAUCAUAAGCGCACAGUAGUCGGCAACAGACGAUCUGCAGCGUGUGAUCUCGUGUACCGCUAGAUGCACAGUCUCCUGCUCCUGGCCUAUGGAGUCUUGCUGGUUCACCACCCUGACGGCCUCUAAUCACAACACAACGAAGGAGAUAACAUGUGUGUGAUCUUGCCAUUUCCCCUUCUCAGCUCAAUUACCAGUGAGGGCGGUGCGCGCUGCGUCGACAUCCUCUUGAGUCAUGUUCUUGAUGAAAGGAGCGUCCUUGAGAGCCUCGAGCUGUCCGACACAGUUGCGAUACGUGGCCAGAUCAGCCGUCGUCACAGAGAAUGGGUCGUCGAAGCCAAAAAUCGAAUCAGGGCCGCGAUUCCUGGGUGAUAGGCUUUCGACAUACAGCAGCAGCAAUGAAGGCCCCUUUCUGGCGACUGUCUGCGCCCACACGAGAGGGCUAAUUGGGUCAUAGGACUGCACAAGGGCACGACACAGGCUCCGGCGGACUGGUGUAAACGGCCAAACGCCGGAAUCCAGGGCUGACAGACAGCAGCAGACAGAGAGGAACACACACACAGAGGAGAUGUGGGGAAAGGUGCUUCGGCUCCUUACAUGUGUCGAUCACCGAACGCCGAAACUUGUAUUGCUUGUUCAGAUCCUCGAUCACUUGAAGGUGCUUGUAAGGAAACGACACGCCAGAUGUGCUGGUAUCGGCAAGAGGAACGUCUAAACGGGAGCCACAGGCAGAACAUAACUGCACGGAUAUCCCCCCUGCCUCUUGCAUAUACUUGCUUCUGAGGUCCAGCAGGAAUGGUGGGCUGCUCCUGAUCUCCUUCUGCUCGGCCCGCAGCCCCUCCUCCCUCUUCUCCCGUGCCGCCCUCCGUCGGUCCUCCUCAGCUGCGUCAGCCGCCGGCGGCAGGCGGGCGUCAUCGGCCGCCCACUGACGCUCCUGGACCUCACGCGCGGCUCGGAGCUCACUCUCACACUCUUCGUGGGCCCUGGCGACGGCGCCAUGCACCAAUGACGCAAAGUUGCCACUCGACAGGAACUGCUGGCUGAUGAGCUGGCCCAGCGGGACCCGUGCUGAGGUACAAACACAUGGAGCAGAUUCGUGUACGCGACGGUUGCUUGGUGGCUUUAGGUACAUGAGAGAUCGAGGUCCGAUAGUGUGAGGUCCUUCAAUGUGGAUUGGAGGAAGGGCUCAUUGGUCUUUGCGGUGGCAGGCAGAUCCAUUUGCCUGAAGGGACACACCGUCGGCCGCAUGCACACUCGCACACAAAUCGGUUCACGUGGCCUACUCGAGAGUGCGUCGAUUGGGGUUGGUCUUCAGGCCAGCCGUCGCGGCGGACAUGACUGUGUCCUCAACGACGGGCAGCGACAGCUCGCCAACCGAGCAGAAAGACAGAACGAGCCGCGUGCACGCGAUGGUGCCGAAGAGGCGCUCCAGCACUCUCUGCGGACAAGAGAGAUGCUAACAGAGGAGGGAUAUCAGCAAGGCUGUCUCAGUGUGGUUAGUGCUCUUUCAGACCUGCAGUUGGUCGUAUCGAUCGGCUUCGCUCUCAGUCUUGGUCAAGAUCAUAUUGGACAGACUCAGAGUCUCGAAAGACCUACCACACAGGCCCUGCAGGCGAUACGGCAUAUACAAGUACAGCCCUGUCUGUCCCAUGGAUUCUCCUUCUUCUCGACGCCCCACCUUGAGCAAGCUUAGGUAGGAAUUGAACGACGCAGCACAUCCACAGACCGUCAGGCACCUGUACACACGCAUCACACGGCCUCAGUGAAUGCUCCGUUUCUGUUGUGCGCUCAUACCUGAGUGUCGUGAAGGGCCUCUCUUUCUUGUCGUCCCUCGUGUCGGCCGUCUGCCCUGUCUCGGUCGUCCCCUCGCUGUCCUCCGUUGAGUCUGCCGGCACGGCGGCCGACGAUGUGCUGGCGGCGCGCGUGACGUCACGCGAUGAUGACGGUGGUGGGGAGACAGUCUCACUGCUGCUGUCGCCCUUGCCGUCUCCCUCUGGCCGGGCCUUGAGCAAGGCACUCAACCGAUCGAUGAAAGCAGGGCUCAUAUUGGCAUUAAGCAUGGAUAGCUCGAGAAGAGAGGGCAGGCGGCCGAUGGCAUCGGCGAGUUGGGCGCACUCGUCAUCAGGCACCUGAGUCAAAUCCACACCUGCGGCACACACACCUUGACAGUCAGCGGCAAGUGCGCGUUCUUUUAUGGUCGCCUUACCCAUCAGUUGAAGCGUCAUGAGUCUGUCGGCCUUCUGGAGGAAGCCGAUGAGGUCGCUGACGUCAUCGGAGGUCGCUAAGCACUCCCAGUAGAUCGACAAGUCCAACAUCAUGUCGGGUGAAUACCUGACAGCAAGGAUGAAGCCGUAAACAUGAGUAAAUUGCUGCCCGUCAUCCCUUCCCACCAACAUACCUGGCCAAUGCCGCCGCGAGCCGAUUCUGUCUGCUCACUGCGAUCGACGCCUGUGGCACAUCCUAAAUCACACAGACACACACAGGACCAUAAUAAAAGACUCCUACAUGUCAGAUGGAUGUGGUCAUGCUUACACAUCGCGUAGACUGCUGCAUGAGGCGAUGAGCACGGGUAUGAGGCGCUUAGUUGAGUCCAAUGACCCAAAGAGCCGGAUGGAAUGAAGGACUUGCUUGUCCGACAAACAACGCACCAGGCGAUUCUGACAGAAAGAGAGAACACUCGUGAGGGGCCGUUCAUAUAUAAACUCUCUCUCUGUACCCACCUACUCGUUCUGCCGUCGUACAGCCUCUCUCUGAGGGUCGUGCUGCGAUGAGACCCACCGAUCGAUCGCCAGCUGCUCCAACGAACACACACACAGUGGCAAGCAGUGAUCGAUCGGUCUUUAUGGUGCGGCAGACCUUGCGACGGCGAAACUUGGCGAAGAAGUCCGAAACCUGCAGCCGAGCACAGGUGUACAAGCUUGUGGGCCUGCGUGUUGUUGGCACUUCAUUCACCUCCUGUAUGACUCUGUUUUGUGACGCCGCCGUGGGGGGGACGGACAGGGCAGAGAGGUCCACCUGCACAUGAAGGGCGUCACACACAGCAGCAGACACCAAGGGGACCGCGGAUUCGGUCAUCGUUGGCCCUCACUGACCUGCAGAACACAUUCGACGAUCGGGUUGUCUUUGCUCUUGCCGCUCGUCAGCUGCCGAUCCCAAUAACUGCACACAUGGAGACAAUUCACUCGAGGCGCUCAAGACACGAGUGGCGGACGCACCUGGCGAGGCUGUCCAGGACGCCCAUCACGAUGCUGACGGUGCUGCCAUCGGGGGCGGCGGAUGCGAGACGUGCAGUGUCUCGUGCCACAAACCCUGACAGCUGGGAGCACAUGAGCUCAGCCAGGCCCUCACACGAAGCAUACUGAAGACAAAUGAAAACAGGAGUAGUGAGUCUCCAUACAAAGAUGUCGCAUACAUUGAUGUGUUAGCUGACUGACCGUCUCUCUAUCGAUAAGUAGAUUGAUCAGAUGCAUGGAUUUCGAUACGAUAGAUCGUCCAUGGCCUGCAUCGUUGGCCAAUCUGCGGCUCUGCAGGAUGCUCAUAGCCGCCGAGAGGAAGCCUUGCUGUAUAAGAUGCUCACAGUAGCCCGAUUCUGAGGAAACACAGACGCACACAAGACAUCAUUAAGCGGCAUGGACCAUGCACCAUUACUCACCAGCCAUUGCCACUGGCACGAUCAGAAAGAGCAAGACCAUGUAAGCCGUCCACUGAGCGGUGGCGCGGUCCUUCAGCAAUGUGGCUAUCUUGCCCAGGGCAGCGGGGCUCGCUGACACACUACGGCACAUGGACGCCAGCGCACCUGCAUCCACACCCACCCACACACGCAGCGGUGGCGCGACGAAUCGACGACCCGCACCUGCGUCAGAGGUGAGGAAGAACAUGAUGCCUAUCAGCUUGUAAGCCCUGCACACAAUCGCCAGAUCACCGCUGGUGACCAGGGUCUCGACGAGAACGUCGAUGUGGCAGAACAUGUGCUGCUGAAACGCCCCAAGAUCCUCAGCCGUCACUGAGCGAUGCACACAACACACACAGAUAUAUCCACAGCAAGAUGACGGACACAUUUGCCCGUUCACCGCAUGAUCACCUGCAAUGCUCUUGCUGAGCAACACAGCGGCCUCCCAGACAUGGUCUGGUAGUGUCCGCCUCCCCAACACUGUGUCCACCAAGACACCAUGUAGCGGCAGCCGCUCCACAUCAAAGGGAUACCCAGCCUGACAAAGCCGUCUGAGGAAAGAGGCUGCCGCAGACUGAUGUGAUGGGUUGCUGCUGUCCUUGAAAAGGGCGACAAUGCAGCCCGCGAGGCCCAAAGAUCCCUGCUGUCGAUGCGCCUUGUCCUUCUUGGCCAGCGAACCCACGAGUCCCUUGACCGCUGGGUCGUCAUCCGGCAGCGAGGUCGUGAGUUUCUCCAGAUGGCUCGCGAAUGGGCCGAUGUCACCGGCCAGCAGAGCAUCAGCAGCGAGGGACAUGAUGGCAACAGCAUCAGAGCCCGACGUCUGGCCCUGCCGCCCGUUGGCCGUGUGUUGCUGCUCGGGUGUGAUGGAGGAGGGGGUGGAUGGAGGGAACGGGCGAGAGGGACUCGCUGGUUGCCGAUCUGCUGAUGCAGCUGCUGCGGCGACUGGCGAUGGGUCGAUAAUGGAGUGAGUGGUGUGUUGGGCGGUCUGCUGCUGCUGGGUGCAUGCGAAGAUGUCGAACGCAGUGGAGGGCUGACGGCUACCGCCCUGACAAUCACACCCACACAUCACACACAUAUGCACACAUGUGGGCAUGCACCUCCCUCGUGUCUGUCUGUCUGUCUGUCUGUGCAUGUGUGUGCGUGUCCGUACCGCUGUGGCGUCCACAGUGAUGUCACCCCCUCCGGACCCACCGCUGUGCCUCACCCCUUCCAUCAGCGCCGAGCCGCCUUCCUGCGGCUGCAUAGGGACGCCGCCCACAGCCGAUGGGUCGGCUGCUGGUGGAGGGGUGGCGGUGAGCUGCAUGGACUGAUCCCGCUGGGCGGAUGGCUGCUGCUGAUUCUGGUGUGUGUCGACGCCGUCAGUGGGCAUCGAUGGGCGAAGGAUGCCGUUGGGUGGCGAGCCCGCAGGGACCUCAUCCAGCAACUGCCGAGAGUUAGCUUCGUUGCUGUGAGUCGCAGGGCUGCGCUCUGCAGGGGAAGAUGCAGGUAGCGGGGCAGACGACGCACUAUCAGCUGUGCGGUCACCAGGGCCGCUCCCGGACGAGUCAUCGCCAGGCCUCCCACUCCCACCAGAUCCCUCCUCUGCCGACGUGCCCUUCAU